GAUGAACGCCGCAGAAGACGACGACCUGAAACUGCAACGGGCGUCAGCUGCACUGCUGUCGGAUCUCCAAAUCCUUCUUCCCAAAAUUCUACGAAAACGAGAGCAUGACUCCACCCAUGCAGGCCGUCGACGGGUUAGAGAGAUCGACUUACAAAGAAUUUUUACCUUAGUCGAGCCCUUUCAGGAAGAUCCGCAAAUCCUUGACUCUCAUCUCAAGAACUUUCUUCCUCCACUGGUUGCUGCCUAUCUCGAGUCUCUCCACUUAUCUUCAAAGGUUAAGCCUAAGAAGCAUUUCGUUCCUUCAUCUCAUGCGAUAUGUCGAAUCUUGAACAUUUUCUGCAAAGUGAGAGGUGAAAAGGUCAUCAAGGGUUUCCUCAACAACGAACCUCGUUACCUGGAGCCGAUUCUCCAUGAGUUCGAGAUCGGUGAGAACUUUCCAAGGAAUGAUGACGAGUCAUUGUCUCAAUUUGUUGUACCAUGGGAGGAACGCUAUAUCCUUUUACUAUGGCUUUCCCACUUGAUGCUCGCGCCAUUCCCGCUAGCUUCAAUGUCCGCUCUGCAAUCUUCUCGGGAAACUUCGACUGCGCUUGGGAUCAAUCUCCCUCCUGAGGCCCCAGGGGUCACUCUUCGUGUCCUCUCUAUUUGUACCAAAGGUCUUGAGUCCGCUACGAAAGAGCGCAGCGCCGCUGCCAACCUUCUGGUUCGGCUCAGUGUCCGCCCUGACAUGCAAAAGCUUGGCCUUCUAGACACGCUCGUCAAAUGGUCGUUGUCAUUCUUCUCCAAUGUCUCUGGCGAUCCUCCAGAUAUUCACAAAUGUCUUGGCGUGCUGUCAUUCCUCUCUGGCUUAGUUACUUCGGCCACCAACGAGGAAAUCGGUCCUUUCCUUCCCGCAAUAUAUAAAUCAUGCCAAAGCAUUAUCAACCAAUCCACUUUGGAAUAUGUCAGAUCCUCUGCCGUUGCACGGAAGUUGGUUGUAAAGACCUUACGAAAUAUCACUGUCCACUGUCUCCAACCCAUCACUACUCUAAAUGAUCUUGACACCACUACCGUCCUGGAAGAAGUGAUCGAAUUUCUUCUCGACUCCCUUGGCGACGGCGAUACGCCAGUGAGAUAUGCAGCAAGCAAAGCGCUUAGCGUCAUUACCAUGAAGCUAGGGGCUGAAAUGGCUAGUGAGGUUGUGGAAGCGAUUCUCGGCUCUUUGAAUGAGAGUGUGUAUUGGCAAGGCACAAAGAGGAACCUCAGUGGCGUCAAUCCGCUCAGGUGGCAUGGGCUCACCCUCACAUUAUCUCAUCUAUUAUAUCGGAGAGCUCUCUCAACCACCCAGCUGCCCGAUAUCCUUAACGCGUUGCUUCUAGCCCUUGCAUUUGAGCAGCGUUCAACCACAGGGGGAUCACUGGGAACGAAUGUUCGAGAUGCGGCAUGUUUUGGAAUAUGGGCAUUAUCGCGACGCUACUUGACGCAGGAUUUAUUGGCUGUCGAUACAUCCUCAAUCCGAGCCUCUCAUCAACGACAUGAGGGCUUGUCUGUUCCUCAGGUGCUCGCCAUCGAGCUUCUAGUCGUCGCAUGUCUCGAUCCAUCUGGCAAUAUCCGAAGAGGCUCUUCCGCUGCUCUACAAGAACUCAUCGGGAGGCAUCCAAACACUGUGGAAGAAGGCAUUUCGCUCGUGCAGAUAGUAGAUUUUCACGCCGUUGGUCUACGGGAAAGAGCCAUGUGCGAAGUUGCUGUCAAGGCUGCUCAGUUGCGUCACAUGUAUUGGGAAGCACUGUUUGAGAAUAUGCUCGAAUGGAGUGGGACUGGCUCCCUAGAUGCCCCAUCUCGUCUCUCCGCAGCAUCAGCAGUUGGUCUGCUAUCAAAGGGCCAAUCUGCACCAAAUAUUCGGCGCAUGGCAGACUAUGUUUGUGCCAAACUAAAGGCACUAAAGGCAAGAGAGAUUGAAGAGCGUCAUGGCCUUCUCAUGUCGCUUUUUGCGCUUGUCACCCAGGUGCAUUUACAAAAUUGUAAGGCAGACAACGCCUCUAAUCGGAUCGACCUAACAAACCUCUGGCACUUGUUUGGUGAUACCCUAAAAUUAGACGAGAAGUCAUUCACAUCUCCAGCUCUCCGUCCGGAGUUUACUGCAUCGGCUAUCUGCAACCUUCUCGGAGCACUGGCGACAAUGACGCAACACGAAGUAAAGAAGUCUCGUCCAUUAUCGAUACCCAUAGAGGAUAUCGUACGUCUUCUGAACCUAUGCUUUAAUCGUUACGAAGAAUCCGUCCUCCAAGCCAUCCCAGAUAGUGCGCGAGGAGUCUUGAAGUUGCUUUCUACAACAUCUCCCACUGCGACUAAAGAAACCAUAUGUAGCUGGUUGUCCCAACUGGAAAGCGAAGCGUCGUACAAUGGCCUUCGAUGCUCGGGUUACGCGAUUGCUCUUGGAGCUGCUUAUCCACUUCUAGUAGGUAGUUCCUUAGCAGACGGCAUGAGUAGUGCUGUGACAGAACAACAAGUUCGUAUUGUCAAAGUUCUUACCUUUCGAUGUACAACUGCAGUUGGCCUUCACGCUCGGACUCCAGCUUUACGAGCUUUAGAAGUGCUCCUUAAGCAUUUAUCAGAGGAUACCGCUUCGCCCCCAUUGGACCAGGACAUAAAGAAUCAGAUCGCGAAUGCGUUGCACAUGGCGCUAAACGACUACACUGUCACCGAACGAGGCGACAUUGGAUCUCUCGUCCGCCUCGAGGCUCUCAGUUUGACAGGAACUGCCUGGAGUACCGGGCUUCUUGGCCGUUCAAACCUAGAGGAGAAGCUACAUGCAGACGUACUCCGACUCUCUUUAGAGAAGCUCGACAAAGUCCGCACUCGAGCCGCCCACGUACUCGAACAAGGGAACCACGAGCACUUAGAGAAGGCAAUCCAAAGAGUCACCGAGGGUGUCUCUUCAUACCUCUACUUUUCGACCGCGUUAAAGAUCCUCCAACCCUCAACUUCGUCCACUAUCAAGGAAGCUGUGCUUCUUGGCUUCGUCAGUUCUGCAGGCAUGGGGUCGGAGUCUGUAGUUCAAAAUUCGAGAGCUGCGCUGUUGGAUGCUCUUGAUGUUCUACCUACAGCAAAUGAAGCCACGACGGAUGAGAGUGGAAGGAAUAAGGAAUUCAGCUUAAUAAGUGUUGCAAGCUGUCUGAUUGACCUGCUGAAGCAAAGCUUAGAAACAGAAAGAGUUCUCAUUCCUCUACUCGAAGUCAUAGUGUUCCUCUUCGACAUGCAAGUUAUGCACCGCCUGAUUCCCACCUCGUUCAACUUCCGCACCCUCCUAUCGCUUACUCAAAAAGCCCAUUUCAAAUCCACACACAUGCACAAACUGCAUCUUGCGCUGGACAUCUAUCGCGGCUUAGGUACUAUCCCAGCCACAAGGAAAGAUACGACUCUAAAAGUGACGAGCAUGCUUUUGCAUCCAUUUCCUAAAAUCCGCAUCGCCGCUGCAGAAACACUAUGGAUGUUGACACGAGAAGACGGAUUAAAGAGGCACGACUGGAGUCAACCAACCAGAAGUCUAAAACACAUUGUCGACAGCAUCAAAACCGGAGUAGCGUAG
This is a messenger RNA of Lindgomyces ingoldianus, 3565 nucleotides long. RefSeq lists its product as uncharacterized. NCBI's taxonomy places the organism in Eukaryota, Fungi, Ascomycota, Dothideomycetes, Pleosporales, Lindgomycetaceae. Gene Ontology annotation, molecular function: beta-tubulin binding; GTPase activator activity. The annotation marks the transcript as partial. The transcript is spliced from 4 exons. Gene Ontology annotation, biological process: tubulin complex assembly; microtubule cytoskeleton organization; post-chaperonin tubulin folding pathway. The record is from RefSeq and is a predicted model, not a curated record.